Molecule: messenger RNA, 1276 nt
Organism: Cucumis sativus (cucumber)
Lineage: Eukaryota; Viridiplantae; Streptophyta; Magnoliopsida; Cucurbitales; Cucurbitaceae
Product: myb-related protein 306
Exons: 2
Coding region: 117-1112 (331 amino acids)
Biological process (GO): response to auxin
Source: RefSeq, a predicted model, not a curated record
UUAAUGUGUGUAGUUAAUUAUCAAUGUAGUGGUUCGUCUCUUCUUCUGAUCUUUAGUUUCUCUCUCUAUAUAUACACAAUUAGCGAGGCAGCCGACACCCAAAUUUGAUAUAUCAAAUGGGAAGACCACCUUGUUGUAGCCAAACAAUUGCUGUGAAAAAAGGCCCUUGGACUCCUGAAGAAGAUAUCAUUUUAGUUUCUUAUAUUCAUCAACAUGGCCCUGGCAAUUGGAGAUCUGUCCCCAACAACACAGGUUUGCUUAGAUGUAGUAAGAGUUGUAGAUUACGAUGGACGAAUUAUUUACGACCGGGAAUUAAACGUGGGGGUUUCAGUGAUGAUGAAGAGAAUAUGAUUGUUCAUCUUCAAGCUUUAUUAGGUAAUAGAUGGGCAGCCAUUGCUUCUUAUCUUCCUCAGAGAACUGAUAAUGAUAUCAAGAAUUAUUGGAAUACUCAUUUGAAAAAAAAGCUCAAAUUAGGGUUUGAUGAUGAUCAAUCUCCUCAGUCUCCUCCUCCUCAUCAUCAUCAUGAUCUACAAAAGAAUGGUAAUUUCUCAAAGGGUCAAUGGGAAAGAAGACUUCAAACUGAUAUUCAAACUGCUAAACAAGCAUUGAGAGAAGCUCUUUCCCUUACAACAAAAAAAGAUUUCAUUCAAAACAAAUUAUUAUUAUUGUCAUCAUCACCACCCAACAAAAACAACAACAAACAAUUUCAUAUUUCUUCUUCUUCUUCUUCUCCUUCCACUUCUUCUUCUUCUUCUUCUUCAACAUAUGUGUCAAAUGCUGAAAAUAUUGCUGAAUUGCUGAAAAAUUGGACAAAGAAUUCACCAAAGAAAGCCAUGGCAAGAAGUAGAAAUUCAGAAUCAAGCAGCAGCUGCCAGAACAACAACAACAACAACAAUACUAAUUGUAGUAAUUUGUGGGUGGAGGAAGAAAUUAGUUAUUAUUCAAAUAAUAAUAACAACAAUGUACAAGAAGGUGGUGUUCCAUUCAAUUUGCUGGAGAAAUGGUUGUUUGAUGAAGCUGCACCAACACCUCAGUAUCAUCCUCAAUAUCAAAAUGAUCAUUUCCUCAACCUGUCUUUGCAAGAUUCUCAAACACCUUUCAGCUUUAAUUAGUUUCAUAAACUUUCUAUUUGGCUUAUCAUCAUCUUUUACCCCCCCAAAACCCCCAAACAAUUUGUAAAUCUAUAUAUAUGUGUGUGUGUUGUGUUAUAAUUUGUUCUAAUGAGUUAAAUAUCAUUUUGGUACUUACAUUUAAAAUAAUAAAUAUUCUAUUUUAA